This is a messenger RNA of Trichechus manatus latirostris (Florida manatee), 3187 nucleotides long. RefSeq names its product transmembrane protein 8B (gene TMEM8B). The transcript has 13 exons. The coding region runs from base 1214 to 2632 and encodes 472 amino acids. Lineage: Eukaryota; Metazoa; Chordata; Mammalia; Sirenia; Trichechidae. The record is from RefSeq and is a predicted model, not a curated record. Gene Ontology annotation, cellular component: membrane.
CAGGCCCCCAUCCCCGCCCCUGCCUGUGUUCCACCCCCUUUCACAAAUUCCAGUCCAGCCCUUAUCCCAACCCCAUUCCCAGUGUUUGCCUAAGCCCCUGGUCCGACCUCUGCCCUUGCUCCAGUCCUCAUCGCACCCCAGGGUUCCAUCCCAUCCCCUAUCCUUGUUCAAGCCCCAAUGCCCAGCCCAGCCCAACCCAUUAUCUCAGCCUUUGCCCUCAUCCCUGUGUUUACCCAAGUCUCUCCCGCUACCCACUCCUCGCUCUCAUACCCUGCCCUUCUCCCAGCCCCGACUCAGAACUGGGCUCCAGCUGCCGCCAGCCCUAUUGCUGCUGUUGCUGUUCUCUGUCCUUGGCCCAGGGGCUGGAGGCCUUUUGCUGACUGAUUACUCCACCUGCUCACCCCGCAAGCUGAGUCCUUUCCGCUCCUUUGCCAGCACUGAGCUCUUCCACUUCCAUGUUCCCGAGGACACAUUCCUAGCUGUUUGGAACCUCAUCAUUUUCAAGGAGCAGGGGGGAACCUUUGGGGACCACUGCCCAGACCAAAGUGUGACUGUGUAUUUCCGGUCUGGGGCACCCCCUGUCAUCAAUCCCCUGCACACACACUUCCCAGGGGACACGGCUGUGCCUGGGGUUUUCUCACUGACCCUCAGCUGGACACUGCCCAACCGCACCUCAGGCAUCUUUAACGUCAGCAGCCCCUUACCUGGGGACUGGUUCUUGGCUGCCCACCUUCCCCAGGCCCAUGGCCACAUCUCUGUCAAGGGUCUCCAGGAUGAGUGUCAGUACCUUCUUCAGCCACAGUUGAUUGUCCGGCGUUUGCUGGACGUUGCUGUGCUGGUUCCUGGCCGUCCCUCAGAGCAGACCCUCUCCUCCCACAAUCGCUCAGCUCUGUACAAGGUCUUUGUGCCCAGCUUCACUUACAGGGUUACAGCACAGCUGGUGUGUGUGGGGGGCCGCGGGGUGUCCGCCUGCCCUCUGACCCUGCGCCUACGUCCCAAGGCCCCACCCCUGCACAACUCAAGCUCUGUGACUUGUGGAGGUGCCUCAGCAUGCCAGCUGGAGCUGGCGUUACCCCCCUGGGGGCACUGGGUCUACGUGCGUGUGGAGACACCAUCCCGGGGCCCUGGCAGGACCAUUCGCUUCCAGCUGUGUGUGCGGUUGCAAGAGUGCCCACAGCCCAGCCUGUACCGAGCCCUGGUCCCUGGAGCUGCCAUGAACAUGCCCCAGUCACUGGGCAACCAGGCAUUGCCCCCAGAGCCUCCAUCCCUCGGGGCCCCUGCAGAGGGGCCUGGGGCCACAUCCCCACCUGAGCACUGCUGGCCAGUGCGCCCUACACUGCGCAAUGAGCUGGAUACCUUCUCCGUCCACUUCUACAUCUUCUUUGGCCCCAGUGUGGCCCUUCCUCCAGAGCGCCCAGCUGUGUUCGCCUUGAGGCUGCUGCCGGUACUGGACAGCGGAGGCGUCCUCAGUCUGGAGCUCCAGCUCAAUGCGAGCUCCCUGCACCAGGAAAAUGUGACGGUGUUUGGAUGCCUGACUCAUGAGGUGCCCUUGAGCCUGGGGGAUGCAGCAGUCACCUGUUCCAAAGAGGCUCUGGCCGGCUUCCUCCUCUCUGUCAGUGCCACCUCCAGAAUGGCCAGGCUGCGAAUUCCCUUCCCUCAGACAGGAACCUGGUUCCUGACCCUCCGCUCCCUGUGUGGGGUGGGGCCUGGGUUCGUGCGGUGCCGGAAUGCAACGGCCGAGGUGCGGCUGCGCACCUUCCUGUCCCCAUGUGUGGACGACUGCGGGCCCUACGGGCAGUGCAAGCUCCUGCGCACUCACAACUACCUGUACGCGGCCUGCGAGUGCAAGGCUGGGUGGCGGGGCUGGGGCUGCACCGACAGUGCAGAUGCACUCACCUAUGGAUUCCAGCUGCUGUCCACACUCCUGCUGUGCCUGAGCAACCUCAUGUUUUUGCCACCUGUGGUCCUGGCCAUUCGGAGCCGAUAUGUGCUUGAAGCUGCUGUCUACACCUUCACCAUGUUCUUCUCCACGUUCUAUCAUGCCUGUGACCAGCCAGGCAUUGUGGUUUUCUGCAUCAUGGACUACGAUGUGCUGCAGUUCUGUGAUUUCCUGGGCUCCCUGAUGUCCGUGUGGGUCACUGUCAUUGCCAUGGCUCGUUUACAGCCUGUGGUCAAGCAGGUGCUGUAUUUGCUGGGGGCUAUGCUGUUGUCCAUGGCUCUGCAGCUUGACCGGCAUGGACUCUGGAACCUGCUUGGACCCAGUCUCUUCGCCCUGGGGAUCUUGGCCACAGCCUGGACAGUACGCAGCGUCCGCCGCCGGCACUGUUACCCACCCACGUGGCGCCGCUGGCUCUUCUACCUGUGCCCAGGCAGCCUUAUUGCAGGCAGUGCUGUCCUGCUCUAUGCUUUUGUGGAAACCCGGGACAACUACUUCUACAUUCACAGCAUUUGGCAUAUGCUCAUCGCCGGCAGCGUGGGCUUCUUGCUGCCCCCUCGUGCCAAGACUGACCACCGGGUCCCAUCUGGAUCCCGGGCCCGGGGCUGUGGUUACCAGUUGUGCAUCAAUGAGCAGGAGGAACUGGGCCUUGUGGGCCCAGGAGGGGCCGCUGUCAGCAGCAUCUGUGCCAGCUGAGUGAGGCUUUGGGCCUGGCCCUUUGGGAACAUGAACCCUUCCCUGGGGCAGAGAGCCCUUCCCUAGGGACGAGAGACAAGCUGUAUUUCUUGAGGACAUGGAGUCUUUCUUAAGGAUGUGGAGUUCUUCCAGGGACCCAGAGCCUGCCAAGGGACAUGGAGCACUUCCUGAGGGUCUGGAGUCAUCCUGCAUCCAUAGAAUCUGUCUUAAGGAUUGGAGCCUCUGCAGGGACACAGCCCCUCAGAACCAGGGAGCCCUUCCUAGAGGUGUGGAGCCAUCCGGAGGACAUGGAUUCCUUCCCAGGAAGACAAAGCUCUCUCAGGAACAUGGCGUCAUUCCUGAGGAAAUGGAGUCCAUCUUGGGGAAACUGAGUCUCCAGAUCUUCCCAGCAGCUCAACAACUCUGGCCUCAGACUCCUCUUCCAGAGGCAGCGACUGGGCUGUGCUGUUUGAGGGAGUGAGGAGUGCAGGACACAUGGGGCUGGGCUGGGGUGGCUGGUAUCCUGAGUUGAUGGAGGUGGACUCUGGUGUGUUUCCAAUGAAGUAUGUACUGGUU